Micropterus dolomieu (smallmouth bass) is the source of this 878-nucleotide messenger RNA. RefSeq names its product polyubiquitin-B-like. Gene Ontology annotation, biological process: modification-dependent protein catabolic process; protein ubiquitination. The record is from RefSeq and is a predicted model, not a curated record. NCBI's taxonomy places the organism in Eukaryota, Metazoa, Chordata, Actinopteri, Centrarchiformes, Centrarchidae. Gene Ontology annotation, cellular component: cytoplasm; nucleus. Gene Ontology annotation, molecular function: ubiquitin protein ligase binding; protein tag activity.
CAUCUUUGUUUACCUGUCGCCGUCUGAAGACUUGAAGCUUUCCGGAAGAGUUUGCUAACCUGAUCACAAGGUAGGAAGCUGUCUUUAUCAACGCUGUAAUGAACCACGCUGUGGACUUUAUUUCAAAUAGUUUUUCUAGACUGAACUGAUUUUUAAAUCGUAUUGAAUGAUCUUUCAGGCCACUUUGAACCCACAGGACACAGUGGGAUCUCUGAAGAUACUGAUCCAUGAGAAACUAGGAGUCGCCCCUCAGAGCCAGAAGCUGGUGUUCGUGAACGGCCAGAAGACCCCUCUCAGCGACGACUCACAGCCUGUCAGCUUCUACGGCCUGCAGCCGGGCUGCCAGGUGUCUCUGCUGGUGACACAGCCGGCUACCGUCCAGGUGUUCCUCACAAAUCUACAGGGGAGGACCAGCACCUAUGAUAUCAAACCUGACGAGACUGUGAACGACUUCAAGACCAAGGUCCAGCACAGAGAGGGGCUCCCUGUGAGCCAGCAGAGGCUCAUUUAUGAAGGCAGGGAGCUGACGGGUGGUAGACUUUCAGACUACAACGUCAAGGCGCAUAGUACCAUCAACCUGAAUUCCCGUCUGAGAGGAGGCUGAGGACCCUUCUGCUUUACAUGUUAGACAAAGAUAAUCUGCAGAUUUUUUGAUUAUAUAGAAAUUAGUAUUUGUUAUUUAAUUGUAUUUCCAUUUCGAAAAAAUCAAUGCAUUCCUUGAUCUGUAAUUCUGUCAUAUCUUUACAAUGACAAUACAAAUGCUAUACAACACAACCUGGCACGUUAUAUCCCUUAAUUUUAUUUUUACAAAUGCACGUUUUGAUUUUGUCAACUGACAACUGUUAAAUAUUUUUUUUAAAUAAAGCUCUAAAUAUGAA